Molecule: messenger RNA, 2730 nt
Organism: Bacillus rossius redtenbacheri
Lineage: Eukaryota; Metazoa; Arthropoda; Insecta; Phasmatodea; Bacillidae
Product: copper homeostasis protein cutC homolog
Exons: 3
Coding region: 311-1045 (244 amino acids)
Molecular function (GO): copper ion binding
Source: RefSeq, a predicted model, not a curated record
GAUCAUGAUUCUAGUGAAAGCAUGGGGUGUUUGUUAUUCGUAAGGAUUUAUGUUUCCUACAGUUUGUGAUUAGGUGAGCCUAAUUAUGCUAUAACUGCAGUAUUGACUUUAAGACUUCGUUUUCAUUCUUGUUUUAUUUGUUGGUAUAAACGUGACUGAUUUGUACCAAUUUUCAUUCAUUCAAGGUGGCGGUUGGCGCGGGGAACUUGCGAGAUAGGUUCUUCAAAUUAACUGCUAAAGUCUGGAACCAGCUUUCUUCCGGGUGGGAAGUUAUUUCAGUCUCUCGAGCUACUCAUUACUGGUUUCCUACAUGGAGGUGUGUGUGGACAGCGUGGUCUCGGCGGUGAACGCCGCGAGGGGCGGGGCCUCCCGCCUGGAGCUCUGCGCCGCCCUGAGCGAGGGCGGCCUCACGCCCACGCCCGGUCUCCUCGAGAUCGUCAAGUCCUGCGUCAAGGUGCCCGUCUUCGUGAUGCUGCGGCCGCGCACCGGCUCCGACUUCGUGUUCUCCGGCGAGGAGGCGCGCAUCAUCAAGUGCGACGCCGCCGUCCUGAAGAAGCACGGGGCCGACGGCUUCGUGUUCGGGGCGCUGACGGCCGACGGCCGGAUCGAUGAGGUCCUGUGCAAGGACGUGGUGGAGAUCGUGGCGCCCCUGCCGGUGACCUUCCACCGGGCCAUCGACGUGGUCAAGAACCCCGUCUGCGCCCUGGAGACCAUCGUCCAGCUGGGCUUCGCCCGGGUGCUGACGAGCGGGGGCGAGCGCACCGCCUACGCCGGCCUGCAGGUCAUCCGCGAGCUGAUGGUGGCGGCGGGCGGCCGCAUCACCAUCAUGCCCGGGGCGGGGAUCAACUCGGACAACCUGGCCCCCAUCCUGGAGGUCACCGGGGCCAGGGAGUUCCACGUGUCGGGGAGGGUCCCCCUCAAGAUAUCGUGGAACCAGUCCAAGUGCAUGAUGGGCGUGGGCGACGACAACACCAUAUACGUCACCUCCUACGAGGUCGUGGCUCAGCUGUGGGACAUCUACAGGCAAACUAUAGUGCAGAAUUGAAGUGCGCACCUGUGAUCCGCUCUUACAACACGUUCAGUCUGCUGUGUUUCGCAGGGUGAAAAAAAUUAUGUCGUUGCUUUUGCAGCUUGUUGCAAUUUCCUAUCAAAUAAUUUGUGUGGCAAGAUACACAAUGCAAUCAAGUUUGGCUUUAUCAGUUUUGUAUGGUGCUGAGUUUUAGGAAUUUGACAAGCUUAAUCACAUUUUAAAUGUUACUGUCGUAUUAAUCAGACUGUUAUACCGUAUGAUAUCUUGUUCAUUACAAACAUUGGGUUGAAAUUACUGUAAUGGCAUUUUUCAGUGCCACCCAAUAUUUAAGCAAGGACAAUAUUUAAGAUUUUUUUUUUGUGAUUGGGCUAAACUAAUCUUAAUUUAUGAUGUUGUUAUUAUUAUUAUUAUGGAAACACUUGCUGAUAAAAAAUAAUAAAAAAUAACUAAAGUCUGUAAGACUCAAAUAAAAGAGAAAUUAUAAAACUGUCCAAAAAUUCUGUAUUUUGAGGAGCUGUGCCUUAACUUGAGGGAAAAUGGAACAAAGUGUUGGUCACUGACUUAGUGCCAAAAUAUUGAAUUUCUGUGCAGUUGCAUGUUUUCUGUUUUAUUUGCAUUUUUAUGUCUUAAAAUUAUAUCAGCAUUUGUUUUUGUAAAUAAUUUCUGCCAGAUGCAUUUUGUUAGUGUUAGUUUUAUUUUUGUGGGGUAAUUGAAGCCUAUCCUCUCUUUCAGUUGUGCAACUGAAAUUUAAUUUAUGUAUUAUGUGUUUAAGUUAUUACAGGGGAAUUAAAAUAUGGAAUCUCUAAUUAACUCUCCUGUUUAUUAUAAAGAUUUUUAUGUACUACGUUAAUGAAAUGUGUUUUUGAUUUUAACAAUACAUUUAAGUUUUAAACAAUUUUGUAUUGUCUGUCCGUGGUUCAAAUUUUUGUCUGUUAUUAACAUGGAAAUCAAUUCAUGAUUAGCCAAAACUGUUGGAAGAAAAAAAAUGUGUGGUUUUGCCUUUGUAAUGCAAUUUUGAUGCAAUUUUGGUAACUAAUUAACAUUAGUAUUGCAAUUAUGGUACAAUGAACCUUCCUACAGGAAGAGAUGUUCUGAGCCAAUAUUUGGCUUCAACAAUCAUGUCUGAUUUGUGGGAAUUUUAGAUAUUAUGCAGUGAAGAAAUUGGACUAAAGUAAUUUUUUUUCCUUUACCCAGCUGUGCAGACACAAAACACAAACUUAUUUAUUAUUGUCAUAUGUUGAAACUUUCAUAUGACUUGUGGUAAAAUAAAAUCAUUGAUGUGUAAGUGCGAAAACACGAUAUUAUGUGUGAAGCCAAGGCUUAAUAAGUGCAUAUCCGAGUUGCAACAAGCAUGAAUUACGGUGGCCAUAAAAGAAAAUUGUGUAUUAUUUUCUGUAAAUAUCUAAUUGAAAAUAAAUAUGAAAAGCAAUGAAAUAAAACAGAAAAAAAAGCUUAAAAUAGGUUUUAAAAAAACCUUAAGUUCUCUAAAGUUUUUAUGUUCCCUGUUUCUGGGUGCAUGAAGUUUAAAAAUUGUGUGAUACAUUUCUGCAUUCAUUUUGAUCCUGAACAUAUAUAGGGUAAUCUGAAAACAUUGCAUGUGUUUACACAGAUGGUAUGCAGUUAUCAUUCAGUAUAUAUAUGUCGUAGAUUCCUUCCAACCCUCAAACAAAUAUAUAUAUAUAUAUAUAUAUAUAUUUUUU